This is a messenger RNA of Tetrahymena thermophila SB210, 3249 nucleotides long. Its product is annotated as RNA recognition motif protein. Gene Ontology annotation, molecular function: RNA binding. Lineage: Eukaryota; Ciliophora; Oligohymenophorea; Hymenostomatida; Tetrahymenidae. The record is from RefSeq and is a predicted model, not a curated record. The transcript is spliced from 9 exons.
AUGGAUUCACAAACAUAGGGUAAUAACAAAUGUACCACGGGAGUUUUGCUUGUAGUAGUCAAUAAUACCGAAAACAGAACUAUCAAUCAAGAAACAUAUCAUAAAGUGUUUUCAGCAUAUGGUGAAGUGUGGAGACUAUUGAUUUUUGAAAGAACCCCAAAAUGCAAAGCUUUUGUUGAAAUGGAUUCCAUAGAAAAUGCAUAAAAGUCGCUAGAUGCUCUCAACAAUCAAGAAUUAUUACCAGGGUUUCGUAUGAAUAUCUAUGCUGCAAUACUGAAAAAAAUAGUUUUUUAAGAAAAUAACCCCGGAGGGUUUGAUUAUACAGUUAUGAGAUAAAUUAUGAUGGGCAACAGCUAAAGCAGUGAUAAAUAAAGCAGUAUUUCAGGACUCGAAGGAAAACCUACCUCAAGCCAUAGGCUUGAAAAUUCAACUAACUCAUAGGAAGCAAGUAUAAAUAAAUCAUUUGGAAAUAACAAUGAAUUAAGAAGUUCUUCUAAGAUUUAAUAACAAUAGUAAUAGCAGCAAUAAUAACAAUAGUAAUAGCAGUAAUAACUAAAUUUAUAAAAUUAAUACUCAAAUCCUUAAAGCAGUUUAUAUAUGAAUAAUGCAAACCCAAUAGCUCCUUAUGAUUUAAUUUAAAACUAAAUUCCAUAUGUAAACUAACAGGGGAUACCACCAAUUGGUAGUAGUCCAUAAAUUCCUGUCAUGCCAGCUUAGCCGCUUAAUAUUAAUUAGCCGUAAUAAUACCCUUAAACGUAAUGGAAUAUGAUGCCAAUUUAAUAGUAAAACUAAUUUAUGUAAUAGUAUCCUCCAGUAGGAAUGAACUAUUCUCCUUUCUAGCAAAAUAUGUACCCAGGUAUUUAACCACCUAUGAAUUAAUUGCCUCAUAGCUAUCCUAUCUAAUAGAAUCAAGCUUACUAAAAAUGGCCUGUUAAUUUGAAUAUCAAAUAGUAACCUCAUUAGAUAAUCUAGAAUAAUAAUAUGUAACCUAAUUUCCCUGCAAUUAAUAGUGGAGGAAUGAUGUAUCCUUAAUACAACAUGCAAUACAACUAGAUGGGAUAUAACAAUAAUAUGAACAACAACACUUUUGAUUUAACUUAGUAAUUCAAUUAACUAAAUUUAAAUGUAUAAAAUAAGGAACAAAUUAUAGAUACUAAAAAUUAAGGUUUUACUAACCCAUUACUUAAUAUACCUAUUUAGUAAUAACAGCAAUAAUAGCAAAUGCAUGCUUAACAGAUAUAAAUGAAUUAAAAUCCAUAGAUUUAACAGCAAUAAUAUCAAUAGAAAUAAGCAUAAAUUCAAAGUAAAAAAUCCAAGAAAUCAUCAAGCAGUCAAAAAAAUUCUUUAAUUGAUUCAAAAAAGAAUAAUGACCCACUCACUAUUCUAGGUGUGCUUUAGACUUCUUCAGAUUACUCUGAAAAAGAAGAAGACAAUACAAACUUAUAAAAUAUCUUAGACGAUACUUCUGCUAUUGAAGAAUAAAAAAUAUCGCAUCAUUCAAAUUAGAACAGCUCAAGCUAAAAUAAUAAUAUUGAUCCUAAUAUUAGAAAAAACUAAUCUUUCGAAAAAGCUAAUUUUAGUUUUAACAAUUCUACUUUGAAUUAAUAAUAGCAGUAGCAAUAAUAAUAGUAUAACAUGUUUGGAUUUCCUCCUCAAAUUAACCCUAAAAUAAAUCCAAACGAUAUGAAUAUGCUAUGGAUGCAGUAACAAUAGCAGUAAUAAGUACAAUAAUAAGGAUUUUACUAUUAAUAACCACAAUAGUAAUAACAACAAUAACCUAACUUUAUGCCAUUUAACAAUAAUUUCUUACCAUAAAUGAGUAAUCCUAAUAUGGUAGGGUUUAUGGGAAACAAUGAGUUGUUUAAUUAAGGUAAUAACUUCUAAAACAUGUAAAAUACCAAUCGCACUAUGCCUAAUUAACUUGAAUGGAAUAUGAUGAAUUUCAUGAAUUAGAAUAACAAUCCUAGUAAUUCGUUGAGCAAUUUAAAUUAUUCUUAAAAUAAUAGCUAAAUAAACAUCAAUAAUAACAACAAUAAUAAUAGUUAAGGAAUGACAUUCUAACCUCCUCAUAUGAAUAAUUAAAAAUCUCAUGAGAAGGUUGAAAAAUAACCUAACCACAACCAUGAUAAGAAAGAUAAAGAUGAUGACAAAAGUAGCUUAAAUUCAUCGAUAGGCAUACCGGCUUUCAACUCUUAAAAUACUUCUUAAAACAUUGAAAGCUAAAGCCUUAAUGAUGAAACAGGUGGUUCUAAUGGAAACUCUUUUUUCCUUUUCAAUAACUAUAAUAGCAAUAACAAUAAUAAUGCUAAUAUAAAUAACCACAUUAAUCAAGGAAGUAGCUAGAGCUUAAACUCAGUAAAUGGAGGUAAUGCUAUCCACAGAAAGACAAAUUCUUCUUCCAACAAUCUUAAUGGAAACGUUUGUGGCAACAAUGUCUCUACCUCUUCAAAUCAAAACUUACAAAUUCUUUCAAAUUAUCCUUUCUUGGUUAACAAUGAAAUCAACCCAGGCAUGAAUAUUGGCGACUACGUUAAUCCUUAGUUCAUUAAAUCUUUGAGAAGAUCCAAAGUAAUUUAUGCUAACUGGUUUGACAAAUCUAAAGUAACUCUCAAAAUGCUUAUCAAUAUUUUCAGCUAUUUUGGACCCAUAGAAAAAAUAAUGUAUUUAAAAAAUAAAUCUUCAUGCUUAGUCGAAUACACCAGAAUAGAGAGUGCAUCUGCAGCUAAAGAAAGUCUAAAUGACAUGACUUUUAUGGAUCAAGAAAUCAAAAUAUUCUAUAGCAAUUAUGAUCAAAUCUACAUAAAGAAUUUAAAGAAGGAUAGUAAUUCAUCUUCUACAACAGGUACAAGCGAAGAUAGUGAUGAGUAUUACGUGAAUAACUCAUCAAAUAAAAAGAAUGAGAUUAACAUUUCUAAAAUAAUUAACCCACCAAGUGAAUGUAUAAUUAUUACUGGCUUAAACAGAUAAGCAUGCAAUAUCGAUAUACUUUCUAAUUUCCUCUAAAGAGUUGGCCCUAUUUUGAGAUCAAAGUUCAUCAUUGAAGAAGCUUAAAAUAUUUGCAUCCUUAAGCUUCCUAAUAAAGAAAAGGCCUUGCUUGCUAUUUCACUCUACAACGGUGAAGAAAUUUGUGGAAAGAAAGUUUAUAUUGGCUUUUCAAAGUCAAAACUGUAAGAAACAGCUGCCCAAAAUUUAAAUGAAAUAAAUGACAAUAAUGAGAGUACAAUUGCUUCAAUAUCAAAUAUUUCUUGA